CUAGAUGGCGAUAAAGACGCGCCGUUGGACUUUUCGGGGAGUCUGUGACGCGUUUUCUCUGUCGAGUACUCCGAGCAGCGCUUCAUUCAACAGACAUCAAACUAUGGAUAGGUUGGGAGAGCCGUGCACCCUGUAGGAGAAUCACUGCGACUAUCCCUCAGACCACAUGUGAAGGCUUAACGUCGACUAAAAGAUCCUGUCAUUGAUGCCUGUAGCGGGACGAUUUAACCACGGACUAUCCACAAAACCUCGCUAAAGCUGAAUGAAACUAUGUCGAAGUUAAAAAAACGGAGUAAUCACUUGUCGCCAGAUCGCGCAGAGGAGGAGAAGGGAGCCCUGGAGAAGACGUUGCCUUCCGAGAGGCAUGAAAACGGGCACGCAAUACAACCGAGUGUCACGGAGGAGGGAAAGCCGUCCACUGAGUCCGGCAACAUUCCGGAGGAUACGGUGGUCCUGAAGAGGACCAUCACCCUGGUGAACGGCGUGGCCAUUAUCGUGGGCACCAUCAUCGGCUCAGGCAUAUUCUUAACCCCGACCGAGGUGGUGAAAGAAGCCGGUUCGGCUGGGAUGUCACUGAUCAUAUGGACCGCAUGCGGCUUGUUCUCCAUGGUGGGCGCUCUCUGCUACGCCGAGCUCGGCACCACCAUCUCCAAGUCGGGAGGAGAUUAUGCCUACAUCCUGGAGGUAUACGGUCCCUUUCCGGCUUUCUUGAAAUUGUGGAUCGAGCUGCUGAUCAUCAGGCCGUCUUCGCAGUACAUCAUCGCCUAUACGUUUGCCACCUACCUUCUGAAGCCCCUCUUCCCUGGCUGCCCGGUCCCCGAACAGGCGGCCAAACUCAUCGCUUGCUUAUGUGUCUUGCUGCUGACUGCUGUUAACUGCUGCAGUGUAAAAGCAACAACGAAGGUCCAGAACAUCUUCACAGCAUCCAAGCUGCUGGCCCUGAGCGUCGUGAUCAUCCUUGGCCUCAUUCAGAUUGCCAAAGGUGAAGCUCAAGGCCUCAGCUUACAGAAGUCAUUCGAAGGGACCAAUUGGGAUGUUGGGGAUAUCGGCUUGGCUUUGUACAGCGGCCUUUUUGCAUAUGGUGGUUGGAAUUAUUUGAAUCUUGUCACAGAAGAAAUGAUUGAGCCUUACAAGAACCUCCCACGGGCGAUCAUGAUCUCUCUGCCUCUUGUGACCAUUGUCUACGUGCUCACCAACUUGGCCUAUUUCACCACGCUCACCCCGGAAGAGAUGCUGCAGUCUGAGGCUGUUGCUGUGGACUUUGGGAAUUGGCACCUGGGUCCGAUGGCCUGGAUGAUCCCCGUGUUUGUGGGUCUGUCAUGCUUUGGCUCUGUUAAUGGGUCACUCUUCACCUCCUCCAGGCUUUUUUUUGUAGGUGCCCGUGAAGGUCAUCUGCCCAGUUUGCUCUCCAUGAUCCAGCCCUCUCUGCUGACCCCUGUGCCAUCUUUGAUCUUCACUUGUGUUAUGACGCUGCUCUAUGCCUUCUCCAACGACAUCUCCUCCGUCAUCAACUUCUUCAGCUUCUUUAAUUGGGUCUGCAUUGCCAUGGCAAUCAUUGGCAUGAUGUGGCUGCGUUACAGAAAGCCUAACUUAGAUCGGCCAAUCAAGGUGAACCUUCUGCUGCCGGUGAGCUUUGUGUUGGCCUGCUUAUUCCUCAUCGUGGUAUCCUUCUGGAAGACGCCUGCAGAAUGUGGCCUCGGAGUCAUUGUCAUGAGCACGGGCAUCCCCUUCUACUACUUCGGUGUCGCCUGGAGCAACAAACCCAAGUGGCUCCAGCAGGCCAUUUUUUCCUCCACGGUGUUUGCUCAGAAGCUCUUGGAUGUUGUUCCCCAGGAUCUCUGAGAGGGAUCAUGCUGUCUGUACACAAUCUUCCAUACCGUGGUGGAUCAGCAGCUAUCCCACCACCUCUCUGGGGGAUGAAGGCUCAGUCAGGGUCCUGUGGCAGCCCGGGAUCCUGAACUCCUUCCAUGUUCCUUCUCAUGUCUCACUUUCCCACUCAGACUCUGCUGCCCAUUUCUGCUCACAUUCCAGUUCACAUUUCAGUUCACAUUCCAGCUCACAUUCCUGCUCUGUCCCCUACGGGUAUUCCUACUCUGUCUGAUAAUCCUGCCAUUCAUCUUUCGUCUUCACUGGAGGAAGAUUUUCAGAACAUCAGACUUGGAGAAUUAUUUUUACACUGAGAUUAGAGUUGCCUGACCAUAGGGUUGCAAAGGGGAGGUAAAUUUCCAGAAACUUUCCAUCCCAUGGGAAGUUUAGCUGGCGAGUUUUAGGAAUAUUCCAAGUUGGAAACUUUCAGUGGGAAUUACUGGGAAUAUAUUGGAAUUAAUGGAAAAUUCCCAGAAUUUUGCAACCUUAACUGUACCAAAGAAACACACAGACAAAAACAGAUGAAAAUUCCUAAGCUGGGUAGGAAUAAUGAGAAGAACCAGUAUUUCUGGCAAUGUUUUGGAAUUCUAAAGAUGAUGAGCAGUUUUAUGUCGUUACUUGCAAAACAUAAACUGCUGGAGUUGUUCUGCUGGUUGAGCAGCCUAAAUGCAUAGGAACACUAGCUUUCAGGGAAUCAUUUAUUCUUUAGAUGAUAUUUAUUGGAAAAGUGCCAAAUCAAUGUGUCAUGAAAUGUAUUUAUUUUUGCAGCAUUCCGUUCUUUUAUAAUGAAACAUAUAGGAUUUAAAAUAUGAAUGUACAGUAUAGUGUCUGUAUGGCAUAAAUGAAAAAUCCUGCAACUGGACAGCAGAAAUGGAAAUGAAGUUACAUUAUACUGUAUAUACGGUGUCUUGCAGAAUAUUAAUGGUUCCACUUUUUAAAAGGCCAAAAAUACCAGUAGAGCUCUAUUUGUGUAAAAUUCUUUAUAAAGAACGUUAGUGCUAUAACUUUAUAAUAUAGAUCUCCCUCAGGGACAACAAACACCAGACAUGGUAAUUGCCUAUUUUUCAUUUAUACAGCACACGCACGGCGUUCCAGUGCUGCCGCCGCGUGUUGGGAAGCAUUACAGCAGCGUAAUUAACGGAGUGGGCGGUUUCUUCCGGGCAGGGCUGAGGAAAUGUGUAACGAGCCGAUAAGGGGCGGAUAAUACAAAUCCGCAUUAACUGGUAACAUUAACGAAAAUUUGGUGACCUUAAAAGAUUUUUUUAUCUGCAAAUAAAGAUUAUGAUCUUUUCAA
Molecule: messenger RNA, 3160 nt
Organism: Paramormyrops kingsleyae
Lineage: Eukaryota; Metazoa; Chordata; Actinopteri; Osteoglossiformes; Mormyridae
Source: RefSeq, a predicted model, not a curated record